Prorocentrum cordatum is the source of this 3317-nucleotide messenger RNA. The record is from the annotation of a GenBank genome assembly. NCBI's taxonomy places the organism in Eukaryota, Dinophyceae, Prorocentrales, Prorocentraceae.
AGCCGAAUUGGCUCAAUACAUUGAGAUUCGGUGGAUCCUGUGCGACCCGGCGACGCGCAGAAUCAGCGAAGUCUCCGCCUGCUCCUGCAGCCCGUGCGAAAAGGCGAUGACGGUGGUGGGACCGGUUCGAAGCUUGUGCCAGCAUGCAGAGGUCCAGCAGAGCAGUCACGGUUCCGGGGAGGAGCUGGGUGGCCUGAACAGGGCGACGUUCGUGGAUAAGAGGUGGGAGAACGCCGUGGCGUACCUCCGCGCCAACGGCCUCGCCACGCAGGAAGAAGACGGUGGAUUUGCACCUGGCCAGGAGGCUCACCAUCAACGGCCAGGAGCUGGACGACGCCCAGGCGGACGAGGACCCGAGGUUCCGCGGCAUGGCCGGCGGGAAGGGUCAGAACGGCAGGCGCGCCGACGUGAUGGAGGACUGGGUCGGAGUGGUGGACGCGAUCACGCUGAGGCGCUUCAAGUGGGCGCUUGCCCUGCUCCUGGCGGUAGCCUCCUUCGUUUACGGGAUCUGGGUGGUCUUCGUCAAGUACGUCGGGAUCUUGGACCUCUUCACCUGGCCCAUCAUCUUCGCGCGGGCGGGGGGGAUGGGCACCGCGAUCAUCACUGGUCUGAUGUACUUGACUAUGGCAAAACUCUGAUGAAGCAGUUCUACAGGGUCUUGGACGUCAACAGCAAGAUGCUGAUGGUGCUUGAUGGCCACAAGGAUGUCCACAUCUUCCUCGCGCGGUGCCUCGUCGUAACUGCGGCGGUCCACGUUGUGGCCCACCUCCUCUCCACCGUGCCGGCGCUGCGCUACGGAAGCGCCGCCGAGCUGAACGCCGUCAUCGCGUGCGCGAGCAGGGACGCGAAGCUGGCGAACAUGCCAUCCUUCGCCUGGCUCCAGUGGCCCGCGUGCCCGCUCUCCACUGGGCAGAUGGGCUGGUCCGUGCUCUUCCAGUCCACGCCUGGGGUCUCCGGGCUGGUGCUCGUCGCGCUGCUGCUGCUGCUCGGCUGGACGGGACGCGCCCGCGCCCGCCACUCGGACUUCGACCGCUUCUGGUACGCACACAACGCCGUGCUGCUGGCGUGGCCGGUGACCAUGUUUGUCCACGGCUCGAACCAGUGGAUCGGGGUGGGCUUCCCGCUCGUCGCGUUCACCGCCACGCUGCCCAUCGGCCUGUACCUGGUGGACAGGGUCGGGCGUCUGCUGCGCUUCUACGUGUUCGGCGGGGCGGUGGGGAUCGCUCACGCCGUGAUCCGGCCCGGCAAAGGUGGAGGCCCGAGCGGGGCGCUGACCAACCUGGCGAUCACGAAGCCGACGGGCCUUUGGACCUUCGCGCCAGGUAUGUACGCGUUCGUCAACAUGCCCGACUAUGCCCCGAACCAGUGGCACCCCUUUACCAUUUGCUCUGGCAAGUACGACGAGCACGUCGAGUUCAUCAUCGCCGGCGUGGGCGACUGGACACAGGAGCUGGCCUCCAGGUGCCUCGAUGCCCAGGACGGCUCCGCGCCGCUGCCGCGCGUCCGGCUCGACGGGCCCUACGCGGCCCCGGCGCAGAGCGCGCUGUCCCGCCCGAUCCUCGUCGCGGUUGGCGCCGGCGUCGGCAUCACGCCCUUCCUCUCGCUGAUGUCCUCCCUCAUCUCCCUGAUCGAGGACAGCUCGGAGGCGGAGGAGCGGGCGCUGCCCCUAAAGGAGGCCCACUUCUUCUGGAUGACCCGCAGCGUCGACGAGUUCCUGUUCGGGAGGAAGCACUUCACCCGCAUCGCGCAGUCGGAUCGCUUGCGCCAGAAGGUCCACCUGCACCUGCACACGACCGCGCGCGAGGCAGAGGGCGACGCGGCCGCCUACCUCUUCCGGCAGGCGGUGAAGCGCCAGAGCAGGGCCGACAGGGCGGCGUUCCGCGAGGAGUUCGACGCCCAGAGGGUGCUCACGGCGCCGCAGCUGCCUUGGUGCUGGGUCAACAGGUCGGAGCUGGACGUGCUGUGGCUCAGCGACCUCACCACGGCGAGCCACGACGAGGGAGAGGCCGGCGCGCCCGAGCCAGCCGCCGAGGAGCGCCCGCCCGACGCCAUGCCCAGCGCCAGGUCGCCGGGCCGCUCCGCCCCGCCGCCGCUCGAGGCGAGUCCGCGGGCGGACUCCCAGCAGACGUCGCUGACCUCGGCGCCAAACGGCCACGCGCUCGCCCAGCCGCCGCAGCGCUCGCCGCCGUUGGCGACGCCCUCGAGCGCAAACAGCGCGCCGGCCCAGCGGAUGCGGGCCGCGCCCUCGCAGGACUGGGCGGAGGGCCUCCUGCGCAGCCGUAGCCGCUUCCGCGCGGACUCGUGCGCUUCGAGGGCCCUGCGCUCCGCAGCCAGCCUGGGGAGGCUCGGCGGGGCCGACAGUGCGGCCAGUCCAGGGGGCGGCGCGGCGCCGGCCGAGCCGCUGGUGCCGGUUGCGUUCGGCAGGCCCGACUUCGAGGCGGAGUUGAGGGCGAUCGGGAGGCAUUGGGGCUGCCAGGAGAAGGUCCACAUCUAUGUCUGCGGCAACGACGCCAUCGUGAAGGGUCUGAGGGGUACCGCCGAGGUCCUGAACGCGGAGGCGCGUGCGAACGCCAAGAAGGCGCUCCCGUCCUCCCAGAAGUUCGUCGUGACGUACGAGCGCUUCGGUUAGACGUUAGAUCGCUCGAACGCGCUCCGCGUGCGCAGGGUGCGGAGGUCACCGAUCGCUCUCUGGCACGUGCCCAAAUGGCGACGCCCGGACUGUGCGGCGGCCUCGCGGAGGCGCAGUUACCCAACGCUCGCAUGCCAUUCGGCGUUGCUCCUCCACGACCAUGGGGCCCAAGCUCCUUGUCGUCGUUGCUGGAUGCUCUCUCCACCCCCCCCCUCGCACGCUCCCAGCUACCCCUUCCCGCCUCCUUCUCCCUCCCUCGAGUCAUUCAUCACAGACCCCCUGUGCACAACGGACCCAAGUUCCCGUGAUUCUAGUUGUUGUUCCAGCCGUCCGUUCUCCAGUACCCGUCUGGCGCGGCGACGUUGGCAGAUACCAGGUUUAAACAAGUUUUAGCAACGAUGCGCCCGUGCUCAGAUCGAAGAGGGUUACAAGAGCCCGUCGUCUGACCACACCGAAGGACGCCUGCCGACUCUACACACGUAGCCAGAAGUGCGACGCCGAAAACAGACCCCCUCCCUCGGAUGGCACCAGCUAUACGACAACACCGAUCCUGUCCAGGCAGCACCUUGGCCAGGCGUCCUCCCACUUCCGAAUACGAGAAGACAUGAAUUUUUGGCGCUCCGCGCGGAGUUCUUGGAUAUCCGCGCUGGGCCCCUCGGCGGCGCCUCGGGCGCCGCCCCCUGGCGCG